Molecule: messenger RNA, 2635 nt
Organism: Mustela erminea (ermine)
Lineage: Eukaryota; Metazoa; Chordata; Mammalia; Carnivora; Mustelidae
Gene: FBXO47
Product: F-box protein 47
Exons: 11
Coding region: 218-1576 (452 amino acids)
Molecular function (GO): protein binding
Source: RefSeq, a predicted model, not a curated record
CACGGGGGCGCCUGGGAGGCGGGAACGCAGCUCCGGAGCCGACCGGAGCUGGACCCGCCCUCAACCCGGCGGGAAAACCUUGAGGAGAAAUUUUCUUUUUUUAAACAUUAAGAAAUUUGAGGAUGGUGGGGCAGAACAGCUAAGUCCAAUUUGCCUGUGAGUCCUUAGGCGGAAAACUGUCAAAAUCUGUGGAUAAAUUCAUUACAUAAGAAAAAGGAUGGCAUCUAAAAUAAAUACCAGUUUCACUUUGAUUCCCAACCAGAAAUAUAGACGUAGUAAUCGUCGACCCAGCAGCUAUUUUUCCAACACCCUUGGCUCAGAUUCUCAGCCCUUAUCAACGCUUGGAAAUUUUAAAGCCUUGCCAUUGGAAAUAUUCCAAAUAAUCUUAAGAUAUUUAUCAGUGAAGGAUAUCAGCAUGCUAAGCAUGGUGUCCAAAACAGUCAGCCAGCACAUUAUUAAUUAUAUUUCAACCUCGUCAGGAAGCAAACGACUUUUACUACAGGAUUUUCAUAACCUUGAGCUGCCUAGCAAGAGACAAGACUCUGCCAUACUGGAACAUUACAGAUCUCUAGGUCUGCUGUUUAAAAGAUGUACGUUGCUGCUGCCCACAAGGGAAAGACUAAAGUACAUUCACAAAAUACUGGCAGAAGUUUCCUGUUUUAAAUUCAAUGGCUGUGCAGUUCCUAUCCAAUGUUUAGGAUUACCAUGUUAUGGCAUAUUUUUACAGACCUUAACGGCAGGUUGGGAUGGACUCGAGUGCCAUCGUGUGUAUAACUUCUUAUGUGAGCUGACUAAUCUCUCCCGCAAGAUGCAGACCGUUGUCUGCAGCAAACCAGGAAGUGCCCGAAAACUGGAGUUAAGGAUAAGACUGUUCUGUAGGAACGUCCUGCUUGAUCAUUGGAUACAUCGGAGUGAUUCUGCUUUUUGGUUGACACGUAUAUUAAAACCAUGGCCAAUGGUGAAUCAGGCAAGAUUAUUAUAUAUCAUCUUCGGACCAGUAUCUCCUCAAGAUGGACAGGUGGUUUGGCAGAAAAUGAUAGAAGGACCUACAGAUGAAUCCAGCCUGAAAGGUUUGGCUGAUGCUAUUAAAUUACUGUAUGACACAGGCACCAAAGAGUGGACAGCAGAUGAUGUUAUCAGUCUUGUAGAUGAACUAUCAGUGGUUCCCCGUGAGUGGCUCCUAGAGAAUAAUGCACGUCUCCUAAUCCUAAGUGGAAACAACAUCUGUUUCACUUUCAUGGCGAGUAAAGCUGUGAAUGGACGGGCCAUUGAACUGGCAAAGCUGAUAGUCUUUUUGGCUUUGGUUUGUGAGAAAGAAUUAUACUGCAUGGAUUGGGCAGUUAAAAUGAUGCAAAAAGUCUGUAAAGUCUUUAGCACUCCCAUGGAAAGAAAUAACUUCCUGCAGAGUGUGGCGAAUGCAUUUGCGUGUGUUAUAAUGGAAAUGCUCCAGUCGAUCAUGUCCGGAGACCGUGACGAAGAUGACAGAAGCUUUCUGAAUUUGUUCCAUCUUGUGCAUGCUCAGGCAAACUUCCAUAAGGAGGUCUUGUAUUUGAGCAUGAAUACUCUUUCUACCUAAAUACUCAGGAAGUCUUGCAUUUCGAGAAUACCUCACCGAAGAAAUAAUCGGAAGAGGUGCUACUUUUCCACAGCCAAAGAAUAGCAUCCAUGGGACUUUUUAUGACCUAAGUAACCUAAAAACUCCAAAGCUGCACAGAAUUUUAGAAGCAAUUGCUUGUACCAUUAUUAAUAUAAAAAUUACAGGCAAACCCAAGAGUGUAUUGAGAUUUCUCCAGAAAACAAGCUGUGCCUUUCCAGAUUUUGGUAAACCUAACCCCCAACUACAUAGAGCAUUAGUGCCCAAUUGGGGGCCAACCUGUAUGUGUUAGAUGUUGGAAGCAAGGGAAAAUUCUCUUUUGUAAGUAGAGGUGACUCAAAUUCAUUAAGUGGCUUCUAUAUGUUCACUUUGCCUAGGUCGUGUAGACAUAACCUAGUAUGCUUUAUAAAGAACUAUAAUAUGAUGCUUUGGAAUGUGCACAUAGAAAUCACAUUUUUUACCACCUUAUGGCAUAGAACAUUAUAUUUUGUUGAUGUUUUAUGUGAACUAACAGAUCAAAAACUAAAGGAAGUGUGUGUAUAUAUAUAUUCAUAUGUAUAUAAGUAUGUCUGUAUAUUUCUAUACAUACGAACACACACACACACACACACACACAAACACACACACACACAUUUCCUUCUUUAAGACAAAAGUCUAUAAAAAGAGGAAAGUAUAUGUUGUCUUAAUACAAUUAAGUCAUCUUUUAUUCCUUCCUGGAGAUUAGAGUAAAAUGUUGCAAAUAAAGGAGAAUAUAAAAUGAAAGAAAGUACCCAUUCUCCUGCCAGAACAAUCUUCACAAAUAAUUUGCACUUCUUCCUAAAGCUUUCCUCUCUCUCUUCAAGAGUGGGGUUUGAGGGAACCCAGAAGCAGCAUGCAUAGGGAGGGCGGCCCUGAGAGAGUGGGGUUUCACUCCAGUAAAUGCAUUCCAAAGAUGCUCCAGACUAUUUCAGUCUGACUAGCAUUUACCCACCACUUUUACUAUUAAAAUAGAAAUGAACAGUAUCUCAUGGAGUUGAAAUCAGGGGCUGGGGCCCUCCCAUU